Molecule: messenger RNA, 1483 nt
Organism: Pezoporus occidentalis (night parrot)
Lineage: Eukaryota; Metazoa; Chordata; Aves; Psittaciformes; Psittacidae
Gene: UBAC2
Product: UBA domain containing 2
Exons: 9
Coding region: 145-1179 (344 amino acids)
Molecular function (GO): protein binding; serine-type endopeptidase activity
Source: RefSeq, a predicted model, not a curated record
CCUGACUGCUGCGUUUGUCCCCUCGCGGCCUCCGUCCCCGUCCCGGUGUGGUUCCUCGGGGUCUGCCCGGCCUCUGGGGGUUCCGCCAGCGGCACCGGCCGCGGCUGAACCUGGCUGGGCCGGGCCUGGCCUGGCCUUGCCGCCAUGUUCACCAGCACCGGCUCUAACGGGCUCUAUAAAGCACCUUUGUCGAAGAGUCUGUUACUAGUCCCAAGUGCCAUCUCGAUUCUAUUGACUCUGCUCUUCCAACAUUAUCAGAAGUUCUUUGCAUAUAACCUACAAGCUAUAAAAGAGGAUUUUCAGAUUUGGAGACUUGUAUGUGGGAGAACUAUAUGUCUUGAUUUGAAAGACACAUUCUGCAGCAGUCUGCUCAUUUACAACUUUAGAAUAUUUGAGAGAAGAUAUGGCAGCAGAAAAUUUUCAUCCUUUUUACUGGGUGCUUGGAUGCUCUCUGCUUUGUUUGAUCUUCUUCUUGUAGAAGUCACUCAGUAUAUAUUUGGCAUCACCAUCAACAGCUUGCCUUCUGGUUUCUUGGGUCCUGUAUUUGCACUGUUUGUACCAUUUUAUUCCUCCAUUCCAAGAGUGCAGGUAACACAAGUAUUAGGCUACUUUUCCAUCACAAACAAGACACUGGUCUACAUACUGGGUUUACAGCUCUUAACCUCUGGUUCCUACAUCUGGAUUUUAGCCUUAAGUGGACUGGUUUCUGGGAUUUGUUACAAUAGCAGUAUAUUAAAAGUUCAUCGAAUUCUUUGUGUGCCCAGCUGGGUAGCAAAGAUAUUUUCUUGGACUCUUGAACCAAUCUUCUCAUCUGCGGAACCAACAAAUGAAGUUCGUGUGGGAAUGGGAGCAACAGUUGACAUCCAGAGGCAGCAGAGAAUGGAGUUACUGGAUCGUCAAAUCAUGAUGUCUCAAGUUGCCCAAAUGAGGAGGCAAAGGCAGCAGCAGGGUGGGAUGAUUAACUGGAAUAGACUGUUUCCUCCUUUGCGACAUAGACAUAAUGCAAAUUACCAAGAUCAUCGCCCGUCUGAACAAGAGACGCCUCCACCUACUGAGGUUUCUGAAGAGCAGGUUGCACGACUUAUGGAAAUGGGAUUUUCUAGGGGAGAUGCUCUAGAAGCCCUGAGGGCUUCAAAUAAUGACUUAAAUGUAGCCACUAAUUUUCUGCUGCAGCACUGAUGGUUUUUCGUGCGAAGGAACUUCCCUCGAAGGGUUUGUACACAUCUGGAAGAGAAUCAAAGCCACCUGCUGGACAGACUCGCGAAGGUCGUCCCUGCACAAACGUUGGAGAAGAGAAACUGGCUCCGCGUGACUGGUGAUUCAAAGCAGUGCUAAUGAAUGACAUGAACUGUUCCCAAGCCUUCAGAUCACUCGGUGGUUUCUAGUCUGGUUGUGCUCUUCAAAGUAACGUUAGUUUCUAAUUAUUACUGGAUAUCACCUAAAUUUAUUUUUGAAAGAAAGUAGGUGGGUUUUUUUGUGUAAA